Molecule: messenger RNA, 1440 nt
Organism: Phytophthora nicotianae INRA-310
Lineage: Eukaryota; Oomycota; Peronosporomycetes; Peronosporales; Peronosporaceae
Exons: 2
Coding region: 1-1440 (479 amino acids)
Source: RefSeq, a predicted model, not a curated record
AUGGCUUUUGAAGUACCGCGCCGUUGGUUCAUUCCGCAAUUCCCAACGCCCAUGGCUGAUAUCCCUACUGAAGGUCCUUCUCCAUGCAGCGUGCCCCAAGCCACUCUACUUCGCCGCCAUUCCCUUGAGUUCACCGAUGUUGUCGUGCUACAGAAUGUUGAGCCCCACUACGACCGACUUGACCUGAGUAUUCAAACAACAAGCGACUUUGAGCUUGAGGGUCUGCUCGGAGAGGUAGACACUUGGAUGGAUGAGAACACAGUAGAUAUAAUUGCCGGUGUUCCAACACAAGCAAAAAAAGAGUCGCAGCAACUUGAGUACGACGACUUGCAACCUAAGUCAACACGAGGGAUACGAGUUACGCCAAAGCGCCAAAUUCGAGAAUUGCAGCAGUCAAUCAACCAGCUCACUCUGCAAUUGCAAGAGCUCAAAGCUUCUCAGCUAUCGACGGAAGGAAACGAUGGCAGCCGAAGCCAGUUGACCCGACCGUCAACUGUGCGUCUUUGGCAGCAGAGUACAGUCGCCGAGUGUGCAAAACGACAAAAAGCAGAACAAGAAAAUGCGCAACUACGAGCGAUUCUGCUGGUUCAACUGGAAGAAGCUAGAUCUCUGAAGCGGUCACUGAAGCGGAGGACCAAAACCAAGAUGCUGGAGAACAUGCUAGGGAUAAAGCGCUCGAAAAAGAUAUCCUCUGCCGUCACAACUGAGCCAAACGACAAUGCUAAAGUUUUCCAAAGGAUGAUUCGGGACUCAGACGAAUUCUAUGUUGGUGUAGACAGCCUCUUCACCGAAAAAGGCUUCUCUGAGUUGCGAUACCCAGGGCAGAAGACAAAUAUCAACCGCAAAUUGGUGGGCGAUGGGAUUUACCUCGAAAUGAUGAUCCAGCAUGUCUUGCCGUUUGGCUUUCGCGACACUGAGAAGGCCGUGUGGGUUUGCCUUAGUGACAUGGGGUUGAGCACUCUUGUAGAUGGAACAGACACAAGGAAUCGCGUCCAUUUCCACGCUCAGCACACAGAGAGCUCCCAGAAUGCAGUGGCAUGCAGUUUCUUCGCAGCUACACCGGACCAAAAAGGAGUCAGUGGUGUGCAGACCAGACAGGUUGUGCGCAAGUAUAUCGAGGAAAAUCGCGCGGUAUUUAUCCACCAAAGCUUGGGCGAACCAAAGCUCGAGGGUAGCAACUCUUCUGUUGGUAUUCAAAUGCUCAACGUUUGGAGAAUUACAGUGGAGCAUCAAGCAAAACAGAAUAAUCGCGAUGCAGCUUCUGUGCUUCGUCUACACUUCACUGCGUCUUCUCGUGAUAUGUGGUCCACCGGUGCGAAUUUUUGGACGCCUGCUAGACUCAACAUGACCAUUGCAUAUUUUGAAAGCACAAACUCUCGCCUACCAGACGCUGUCGAGGACAUCCUGGUUGACAAAUCAGUGGGUAAUACAUCAACAUAG